AGUUACUAUGCUUAACAUGAUUUUCUCUUUGAUAUGCCUUGUGAUUAUAUUAAGCUACAACUUAGGAUGAGCACCAAACAUGUCUUCCACAUUUUAAAAUGGUUCGUGUCAUAUUCAUUAGCAAUAUCAUAACAGAAGUUUCAGUUCAGAUUGGUUUUUUUUUACUCUUAAGGUCAACUAUUUAUGUAACUUAAAUUAUUGUUUUUGUCCUGGUGAUAGUUGGGAUCAGGCUAAGGUUAAGUCGUUGACUUGUUGUGAAGUAUACAUAUCAAACUGCACCAUCUUAGUCUCUUGUGCCAAUAACCAUUUCUUCCUUCAAAAUGGCCAGCUCAAUCCUCUACUUUUCCUUUGUUUUAAUUCUCCCUUUUGUCUGUUCAAUUCACUUUGACAUAACUCGUUUCAACCAAAACAGUCCUGAAAUAUCAUACCAAGGAGAUGCAAGAGCAAACGGAGAUUGCCGUUCCGGUUGGGCUACUUAUGAUAAAGAGGAUUCCGGUAUUACAAAGAUCUUGUAAUAGCUGCUAACAACUUCUCAGAUGUUAGGAAGCUAGGGGAAGGUGGGUUUGGAGCGGUGUAUAAAGGGUACUGAAACGGCUUAGAUAUGAUGGUUGCUAUAAAGAAGUUUGCGCGAGGGUCUAAGCAAGGGAGGAGAGAGUUCAUAACGGAAGUAAAGAUAAUUUAGCAGCUUGAGACAUCGAUACCUUGUUCAACUCAUUGGUUGGUGUCAUGAAAAAGAUGAAUUUCUAAUGGUAUACGAGCUCAUGCAAAGAAUCUGAUGUUUAUAGCUUUGGAAUUGUUACAUUAGAGAUUGUUACUGGAAGAAAAUCUGUUGAUCCGAGACAAGGAAGAGUUGAGCCUGAGACGAGCCUUGUAGAGAAAGUGUGGGAGUUGUAUGGUAAAGGGGAAGUGAUCACAGUUGUGGAUGAGAAGCUCAGGGUUGAUGGUUUUGAUGAGAAGCAAGGAAGUGUCUUAUGGUUGUAGGGCUAUGGUGAUAGGAAAGCUCAUAUCACUCUGUAAAGUGAUAGGAAAGCUCAUAAAAUCUAUAAAAAUUAUCUCUGUUUAAUUUAGAAUUUUUUUUAUUUGUUUCAUGUUUAAUCUCAACGAAACACCAACAAGAGAUAUACUUUUUCUUAUUUAUUUAUUCAAUUUUAAAAAUUAUAGGUUAUUUUUUUUCUUUUCCAAAUUAUUUACACAAGAUCUUCUUACAUUUGAAUUUAAUUUAUAAUUAGUUUUUGUCAUAUUUAGUGGUAUGAAUGUUAAUGGUUAACAUCUUAUAUUUUGAUUAUUUAUGAUAUAUGCAAAAACGGAUAUUUGUUAAGUCUUUUUUUCAUACGAAUAUUGGUUUUCUGAUUUUUUUUAGAAAAUUAGAAAGUAAUUUCAUAAACUGAUGAAUAUGAUUUAUAGUAAAAAAUUAAAGAAGAUCAUCUAAGCAUGAAUCAUUUUUAUUUUAUAAUUAUAUUUUAUUGUUUUAUAUCAUUUGAAAUUAUAUAAUAAUUAUUAUCAACAUAUGUAUAUUUAAUAAUACAUUUAAAACUAGCCUUAGGUCCCAAGAAGGCUCGCACGGCACUGCAGUGAUAAUAAUGUAACACGACUAAUAAUUAGUUAUCAAUCUGUAAAUUUAACCAUUCUGGCAGGAAUGGUUUGGCACGGUCCUGCAUGCAUGAGGACGUUUUUCACGGUAGUAAUAUCUUUUUUUUUGGUGUUGAAAGAGAUUUGAGGACAUUAUAGAAGUGAUACACAUAGGCGGAUCGGAUGGAAAUGAACAAACGCUGUAUGCAACGAUGGAGUUGAAUUCUCCCGCCAUGAUUCCAGGUAUCCUAACCGAAGGGGUCUACGGGACCAAAUACACCAUCAAUGGAAAACAUGUAUGGGCUCGAAAAUUCAUUCCCAGUCACAAAUCCUACAACAAUAAUCUUCUUUCCCAUUCAUAUGGAAACCUCUUCUAGUUACAUAUGUUUUUCUUGUUUUUUUUUUUUACCUUAAGAAGUUGUGAAGGGCAUGUGCCCAUUUCUACAAAUUUGAGACCUAUUUUUAUUAUGGAGGGGGUUAGGGGGAUUUUCAUUGGUGAUUGACAUGUGGUUGCAUCUCUGAACUAUUUUGCAUGGACCAAGUUGGUCACUUUUCAUACAUCUUUCACUUUAUGUCUAUGCUAUGCUAAUCUUCCUUGGGCAUUAUGGGCACUCUUGUCCAAAAGUAACAAAAAAUGAUGUGAAAAAGAAUUUUUUUAAAAAAGUUAACGAUUUAUUUCCACACAAUAACUAUCAUAUCUUAACAAAUUCACACAAACUUUCAUUCUCGUAAUAAUUGAACACAAUUUAACUAUCUCAAAACCGACACAAAGCGGUUACUGUUGGUUAACUAGCUUUUCAUUAAAACGUUAACCAAUAGUUAACCUAAUUUAACCCAAAUUACCCGAUUAGAAAGGUUUAACCGGCAUAAAUGGACCAACAAACCUGAAUCUAGAACUAAAUCCUAUAACCCAACCCAAAAACCCGACAUAUUUAACCCUAAAAAUAAUAACCCAAAUCUGAAAAACUUGUUAACUCAAUAGGUUCUAAUUUCAAAAUCGUAAAUGAAAGUGAAGUUUGAGAGAAGAUUGAAGUCAAAGAGAAAAAAUUAAAGGCACCAUAGAUACAAUAUACUUAUCUGUAAUAUUCGUUAAAAAAGAGAUCUAUAUUUGCAGAGAAGCUGCGGAGAAGAUGAAGUUUUACUAACAGAUACGUAGGCUAGUAGUUAUAUGGGACUAUAUAUAUUAACUUUGUACGACAAAGAUGCAAUAGUCUGGUGGCUGGUGCCUUAUUAAAAAGGGAAGCUGUCACAAGUUCGAACCUACGUAUAUAGAUCUAUCACUAAUGUAAAAAAUCUUGUUCAAAACAUAACUAAAUAAAAAUAAAACAGUCACCAAUUAUACCCUAAAAAAUAAAAGCAAUAUUUUCUAAAAAAUCUUAAUAAAUUUGGAUGAUAUAGUUUAUUACUGUAUUUGAUAAAAGUUUUGAUAAGUACGUAUAUUUUUAAAUAGUAACGAUCUAUAUUAAAUUGGUAUGUUAUCUAGCUAAUUAGAAAACAAAAUUUACAUUGUUUUUCUUUCUCAUUUCUAAAUCAAUAGAUUUAAAAUAAAAAAAUUGGAUGAUAUAUCUUAAUUGAUAAUUUUUUGAUAAGUACGUAUAUUUUUAAAUAGUAAUGAUCUAUAUUAAAUUGGUAUGUUAUCUAGCUAAUUUUAGAAAACAAAAUUUACAUGGAUUCGCUUUCGCAUUUCUAAAUCAAUAGAUUUUAAAGAAAAAUUUGGAUGAUAUAGUUUCUUUGAUAAAUUUUUUGAUAAGUACGUAUAUUUUUAAAUACUAAUGAUCUAUAUUAAAUUGGUAUGUUAUCUAGCUAAUUUAAGAAAAUAAAGUUUACAUCAUUUCACUUUCGUAUUUUUAAGUCAAUAAAAAAUUUGGAUGAUAUAAGUUUAUUUGAUAAAAGUUUUGAUAAGUAUGUAUAUUUUUAAAUAGUAACGAUCUAUAUAAAAUUGGUAUGUUAUCUAGCUAAUUUUAGAAAACAAAAUUUACAUGGAUUCGCUUUCGCAUUUCUAAAUCAAUAAAUUUUAAAGAAAAAUAGUAAUGUAUUCAAAACAAAAACAAAGUUCUACUCACUUUUGACCGAGAUUGAGCCAGUUAAACAGCUAUCCGAAAAGAAAUACUCAAAAUUUUAUCUAUUGAGUUUGGACCAUAAUUCUGAACAAUUUUAUUUUACUUACUUGUAUAAUAAAAAUAAUUUCAUUAAUUAUUAUUUUUAUUGAUUAGACGAACAUGUUAUUUCUAGUAAAAAUAAUAAAAAAAUAUUUUAAAUGAAAGUAAAAUAAAUAUUUUCACAUAUAUUAAAAAUUAGGACAUUUUUCUAUUGCUAUUUUACUAGCGGGUUUAACCCCAGUAAAAAUAAAAAGUAAUAAAAAAAGGAAACAAGAGGAGAUUUAUAGAAAGUCAAAGAAUGUGUAAAUUCAUGAGAAGACUCUUAGUAAAGAAAAUGAGGAUAUAUACUCACCAUUUCACUAGAUACCACCCAAAGUAAACUCAUAUCCGCUAGUUGUCUAAACAAAAAGAAGAACUAUCUGCAUUCGUGUAAAAGUAAUCAAUGGAUUCUUCAUCGACAAUAUCCAUCACGAGAGAAGAGUUGAAUGCUUUUCACUUGUGUGACAGAGCACUUUUCUCUCGUCUUGUCAUAACUCUAAGACGAGACAUUGGCCAGUCUUAUCAAGUUAUGUGUUUUCUCCUCUAUCUCGAGACGAUUGCUCCUCACCUGAGAAACUUGAUAGCGGAUUUUGCCUCUUUAACGGACGUUUUCGUCAACAUGGUCGCUGACCAAGUCGUGACGUGCAUCAGCUGCUUGUCCUACGACGAUUUUCCAGCAUUCGUGACCCACUUGAGGAGAAACAUCCUCUCCCCAGAGAUACCUUAUAUCACGGAUGUCACAAGAGGGUACCUAACUCUCAUAGUCAUCCACAACAACCGUGAAAACAUUCUCUUUCAUAUGAAGAAGCAUCUGAUGCGUGUAUGCGUCCAAGCUUUUGAGGAUAUAUGUGUGCGUGCUGAGAUGUACAACAAGGAGAUUGAAGAGUGGGAAAAGGCGAUAGCGGAGAUGAGCCAGCUGGGAACUAGCAGUGUUGUUCAAAAUGGUGAAUCAAGUACUAGCCAGUUCUUGAGUCGUCGAGAAAACGCAGAAAAUAGGACUAUCUUCCUCACAUUUUCUAAAGGAUACCCAAUUUCCAAAGCAGAAGUGUUUGCCUACUUCACCAGGUACUUAAUCUAUUAUAUAAUCCAAUGCAUGCAUGCAAGGCCAAGGCAGUGCCAUUUUUUUUUCUAAAUAACAGUGUAAUACAAUUAUUAGUUAUCAAUCUAUAUACAGUAGAACUUCAAUAAAUUAAUAAUUUUGGGACUUUGAAAUUUUAUAAUUUAUACAGAUAUUAAUCUACAAAAAAUUUCUUAUUUAGAUUUUUUAUUUUAAGAUAUA
Molecule: messenger RNA, 4986 nt
Organism: Brassica napus (rape)
Lineage: Eukaryota; Viridiplantae; Streptophyta; Magnoliopsida; Brassicales; Brassicaceae
Exons: 1
Coding region: 4111-4839 (242 amino acids)
Source: RefSeq, a predicted model, not a curated record